AUGGUGAACAAGAUUCUACUCGUCUUCGUCGGCUUCGAACUGGCCUUCCUGCUUUGCGCAGUCCUGCACCUGAUCAUCCCUCUUUAUACCCAAAACAAGAUCAAGACCAGCAACAACGUGGACAAUGUUGCACCCAAUGUCCUUCUUGAUCACUGUCCUCUCUUGGCAUCUAUGGUCAACGCCGUCAUCAUGUUCAUUACUUCUCUUCUUGCCGUACCCGCCUUGAUUAACAAAACUAACCGCUCCUACCUUGUUGCACAUUGCUGGGGCAUCGUCCUCUCCGCGGCUCUCACCCUGGGAAUUGGUUGCGCAAUCUGGUUCUCAACGCUCGAGACACAUAAGAACUUGGCUCCGGUCUGGACCGAACAACCCGACGAUGUGCUAUCAAUGCUGCAAGAACGCUUCCAGUGUUGCGGUUACGACAACCCAGCUCUGUUCGUCAGAGACACUAUUACUUGUCCGAAUGCCUCCGCUGCCGCUCGACUCGGAGGCUGCAUGAUUCCCUUUGGUCGAUUCGCCAACCAAUUUCUUGACGUUGUCUUCACUACAUUCUUUGGGUUCGUCGCGAUUGAUGUGAUGACCUUGUUGGCCGCCAUGUGCGUGAUCACGGAUCGCAAAGAGAAAGAGAGAUACAGAUUGAUUGAUGAGAAGAGAGGUUACGGUUCUAUCUAA
Messenger RNA from Exophiala bonariae, 672 nucleotides. RefSeq lists its product as uncharacterized. Gene Ontology annotation, cellular component: membrane. The transcript is spliced from 2 exons. The record is from RefSeq and is a predicted model, not a curated record. Bases 1 to 672 code for a protein of 223 amino acids. Lineage: Eukaryota; Fungi; Ascomycota; Eurotiomycetes; Chaetothyriales; Herpotrichiellaceae.